Messenger RNA from Leishmania braziliensis MHOM/BR/75/M2904, 4629 nucleotides. RefSeq lists its product as hypothetical. The transcript has a single exon. Gene Ontology annotation, cellular component: cytoskeleton. The annotation marks the transcript as partial. The record is from RefSeq and is a predicted model, not a curated record. NCBI's taxonomy places the organism in Eukaryota, Euglenozoa, Kinetoplastea, Trypanosomatida, Trypanosomatidae.
AUGUCCUAUAUACCUCUGGAAGGGUCUGUUGUGUCUUAUGAGUUUCUGGAUGCUCAUAAGGAGUGGCUGUGGGGUGUUGGGACUGUUACUCGCUGUGAUGACCGUGUGUGCGUAAUCAAGCAGUGGGUGGGCGCCACAGUAGAUGAAACUAUGGUGACAAAACUAGAGAGUGAAGCCGCUUCUUCGAAGGCUGAAGCGAAGGCCUACCAAGAGCGUCUCCUCGCCAUUCGCGGGCACAUUAACUCACAGGACUCUAGAACUUCCAAGGAGGAGAGAGAGCGAACGUCACAGGAGUUGUCAGAGUGCCUUGCCUUAAUUGGCAAACAUCGAAAUCACUCUCGAUCAUUGUUGGCUGAUCUGGAAAGGAUAAAGGGAUCUUCGGUAAUGCAGGUGAAAUGCCAACAUUUCGCCCCAGCGUCUUCUUCCAUAACAGUCCUCUGUAGUUCCGUUCUGCGGGUCAUAUCGCAGACGACAGUUCCGUUUCUCUUGCUUUCCUCAGAGGAAGUAGAUUCUAUGGAGGAGGUGAUUCAGAGUCGCAACCAGCUCAACAGUGAGCUUCAUAAACUGCGCGCCGCCGUUGAGGCGGCGAAUAUCGAAAAUGAUGACUUGCACAAUCAGCUUCACCACCUCGCCGAGCAGCUGAAGUGCAUGGAGAAUGUAUCGACACCCAUAGGAAUUUCUGAUGGUGUAGAGAGCGGAUCUGUUUUCUCCGAAAAACUUAAAGAGCACCAGCAUUUGGACUUGCUAUCGGCAUGGGACAAGAACGCAGCGUCGGUAGUGACUGACCAUACUAUAACAUUUCCUUGGGUUGAUGGAGAUACCCUGUUACAUCACAAACCCGAGGAAACGAAAUCCGUCUUUAUCGCGGAGGCUGCCUUUGCAUGUUGCGCGCCGAUUCAGUGCGUGACAAAUCUGAAAAUGGCAGCCCGUGGAAAACACCUUUCUGCAGAAUUCUCCGUCAGCCAUCCCGCAACUUUGACAACGAAGGAGAUCAAUCAGAGGCUCUCAAGCUACCCUUUUCCAUCUAUGCACGGCCUUCAUGAGGAUCCUCUGGGUGCAAAGACUGGGCUCGACAAAGCUAUCGAACGCCUUGAGCACGCCCUGGGCAUUCCAGAAGGUAAGCAUGAAGGUCUAUGCUUCGACGAGUUCAUGGAAAACAUGCCAGACACCACUUUUAGCAGCGACAAAGAUGCGUACGAGAGCGAAAUUGGAGACUUACUCAUGCUCCUCGACAAGCUCAAUAACGAGAAUCGUUCCCUACAAUACACUCUAGACAAAUCUGCUAUCGAGUUGAAGAAGCAGCUUGCAGCGUCUCAGAGAGAUCAAGAUGCACUACACACCGAGGUUGCUCAGCUCCGCCAUAUUGUCGCAAAGCUUAAGGACCUUGCAGAACAACAGGAGAAACAACUUGAAGAACAUCGCCUGCAGAAAAAACGGGCUGAACAAACUCGAUUCCGCCACCACCUUGCUCUCCUAGAAGACCCAGCACGGAACUCAGAGUACGCUGUUACAAUAGAUGAAUACCACCGUCAAAAAGAAGCUGCCGAUAACCUUCAGGCGGCAGUCAUUGUGCAAAAAGCGAAGACUGACGAAAUGCAUCAGCUCCUCAAAGACUACGAGCUGCAGUGUACCCAGGCCACUGACCAGCUCAGUGAACUCAAAGAAGCCUUGGCUGUCAACGAAGAAGAAAAAAAUCAAAAUUUGCGUGCCAUCGAAUCCGAACUCAUGGAUACCCUAAUCCAGCUCAAGGCUGCAGAAGCAUACGCCCAGGUUCUCCUACAAGUCAACACCAAACAGAAAGAAGAGCUUACCGCUUUCCGACAAAAGCGUAUUAAAGCUCUCGCCCAACGAGAAGCUAGCGGCUGUCUACCUUCGCCCACUUCUUCUAAAACAGAAUCAGCGCCACAUCAUCCCAUUUCCCCAACCGAAAUCACAAGAGAACCGCUGUACGCUGUGACACUGGAGGAGUACCGCGACAGGGAUGCGGCCGUGGGGCAGCUUGCUGCGGAGCUGGAGGAGAAGAGGGCCGAGGCGGAGAAGCUUGCUGCGGAGCUGGAGGAGAAGAGUGCUGAGGCGGAGAAGCUUGCUGCGGAGGUGGUGGAGCAGAGGGCCGAGGCGGAGAAGCUUGCGGCGGAGCUGGAGGAGCAGAGGGCUGAGGCGGAGAAGCUUGCGGCGGAGGUGGCGGCCUUCCGCGCGAAGCGCAACGCUGCGCUGGAGGCCCGCGACGCGGACGGCACGCUGCCCGUGCUGGAGAAGGCUGUGGCCGCGGACGAGGCGGCUGCGCAGGCGCUGGACCCGCGGCAGAUCGCCGACGGGCCGCUGUACGCUGUGACGUUGGAGGAACUGUUGCGGGCACGAGAGGAGGCGGCACGCAAUGUAGAGGCGAUGGAUGACAAUGCUGCUGCCUUGGAGUCAGAACUGCUGGAUGUGUUGAUGCAGUCGAAGGUGAUGAAAGGCGAAAACGCUGCUCUGGAGGAUCUCUGCAAGGAAAAGGAUGCUGCGGUAGCUGACCUUGAGAAGCACGACGUGCGUGCGAACAACAGCGACAAGGCGAAGCCACAGACUACUUCGCGCCACAGCAAGGUGUUUGAGGGCGAGGAAUGGGGCACUGUUAUGGCCACUAAGCCCCAUGCGCUUCACGAGGCAUUUGUGUCCGAUGUGUGCGCCGCGUGCCGCGUGGGGCGCGAUGAUCUCUCCGAGGUGACGUUUGCACUUGGGAGUCUGAUGGCCGGCGUGAGUGUGACGCAUAAUAGCGACAUCAGCUGCGACGACAUUGCAAAGCUUGUGAUGGACUACCACUAUCCGAAUGUGUGGGCACUGUAUGCGAAGCGUUGGACUCCCAAGGAUGGCCUGGAUGCGGCGAAGGACAUGAUCACCGAGCUUCAGGUCGCGCUAGCAGCGAAGGAGGAGGAGGCCGCCAAGAAUGCAGCAGAGCUGGAGGAGCAGAGGGCCGAGGCGGAGAAGCUUGCUGCGGAGGUGGUGGAGCAGAGGGCCGAGGCGGAGAAGCUUGCUGCGGAGCUGGUUGAGCAGAGGGCCGAGGCGGAGAAGCUUGCGGCGGAGGUGGCGGCCUUCCGCGCGAAGCGCAACGCUGCGCUGGAGGCCCGCGACGCGGACGGCACGCUGCCCGUGCUGGAGAAGGCUGUGGCCGCGGACGAGGCGGCUGCGCAGGCGCUGGACCCGCGGCAGAUCGCCGACGGGCCGCUGUACGCUGUGACGCUGGAGGAGUACCGCGACAGGGAUGCGGCCGUGGGGCAGCUUGCUGCGGAGCUGGAGGAGCAGAGGGCCGAGGCGGAGAAGCUUGCGGCGGAGCUGGUGGAGCAGAGGGCUGAGGCGGGGAAGCUUGCGGCGGAGGUGGCGGCCUUCUGCGCGAAGCGCAAUGCUGCGCUGGAGGCCCGCGACGCGGACGGCACGCUGCCCGUGCUGGAGAAGGCUGUGGCCCCGGACGAGGCGGCUGCGCAGGCGCUGGACCCGCGGCAUAUCGCCGACGGGCCGCUGUACGCUGUGACGCUGGAGGAGUACCGCGACAGGGAUGCGGCCGUGGGGCAGCUUGCUGCGGAGCUGGAGGAGCAGAGGGCUGAGGCGGAGAAGCUUGCGGCGGAGCUGGAGGAGCAGAGGGCUGAGGCGGGGAAGCUUGCUGCGGAGCUGGAGGAGAAGAGGGCCGAGGCGGAGAAGCUUGCUGCGGAGCUGGAGGAGAAGAGGGCCGAGGCGGAGAAGCUUGCUGCGGAGCUGGAGGAGAAGAGGGCCGAGGCGGAGAAGCUUGCUGCGGAGGUGGUGGAGAAGAGGGCCGAGGCGGAGAAGCUUGCUGCGGAGCUGGAGGAGCAGAGGGCCGAGGCGGAGAAGCUUGCUGCGGAGCUGGAGGAGAAGAGGGCCGAGGCGGAGAAGCUUGCUGCGGAGCUGGAGGAGAAGAGGGCCGAGGCGGAGAAGCUUGCUGCGGAGCUGGAGGAGCAGAGGGCCGAGGCGGAGAAGCUUGCUGCGGAGGUGGUGGAGCAGAGGGCCGAGGCGGAGAAGCUUGCGGCGGAGCUGGAGGAGCAGAGGGCUGAGGCGGAGAAGCUUGCGGCGGAGGUGGCGGCCUUCCGCGCGAAGCGCAACGCUGCGCUGGAGGCCCGCGACGCGGACGGCACGCUGCCCGUGCUGGAGAAGGCUGUGGCCGCGGACGAGGCGGCUGCGCAGGCGCUGGACCCGCGGCAGAUCGCCGACGGGCCGCUGUACGCUGUGACGCUGGAGGAGUACCGCGACAGGGAUGCGGCCGUGGGGCAGCUUGCUGCGGAGCUGGAGGAGCAGAGGGCCGAGGCGGAGAAGCUUGCUGCGGAGCUGGAGGAGCAGAGGGCCGAGGCGGAGAAGCUUGCUGCGGAGCUGGAGGAGCAGAGGGCCGAGGCGGAGAAGCUUGCUGCGGAGGUGGUGGAGCAGAGGGCCGAGGCGGAGAAGCUUGCGGCGGAGGUGGCGGCCUUCCGCGCGAAGCGCAACGCUGCGCUGGAGGCCCGCGACGCGGACGGCACGCUGCCCGUGCUGGAGAAGGCUGUGGCCGCGGACGAGGCGGCUGCGCAGGCGCUGGACCCGCGGCAGAUCGCCGACGGGCCGCUGUACGCUGUGACGUUGGAGGAACUGUUGCGGGCACGAGAGGAGGCGGCA